Messenger RNA from Schistosoma curassoni, 1161 nucleotides. The record is from the annotation of a GenBank genome assembly. NCBI's taxonomy places the organism in Eukaryota, Metazoa, Platyhelminthes, Trematoda, Strigeidida, Schistosomatidae.
AUGGAUCCAGUCCUGACACCAGAAAUGAUACAUAUCGGACCUCGCCAUUAUAGGAAAAAUGCAUCAAAGCAAUGUUUUGUUCAGUCCUUUCCUACGUCCAUUAGUCAAAUCGAAGAGGUUCCAGAUGUUGAAGAAGUAGAUAUAGAUGAAAAUGAUCCAGAAACUAUGGAAAUAAACAGGAAAAUUAUGGCAGUUGAUAAUGGGUAUACUGCUUCAUUUAAGGUUCCACCGUUAUUUCACAAGUUCAUUGUUGGUGUUCAACACUCAAAAAAAAAACUGUUAGAAGACGAAUUUCGUUGUUACAUUGAUAUCCCGAAUUCUGGUUCUAGUUCUUCAAUGGUCUCUGUUACUGCGACGUCAAGAUUUAACGUUUUAAAUGCAUGUCGUCGUAUUCUCUGGAUAGUGACUGAUGCACGUAAUCGGUGUCAACCAACUCAUUUCAUUUGUUUACCAGUUACUUGUCCAACUGUUAAAGAUAAUUUUCAGACAUUCAAACAGUCUGUUUUACAAGCUGCUAGUGAAUGUCCUCAUGAUUUUAUGGGCGUGGAUAGUUCUAUCUUUCAUUCAGUGUCUACGUUACACUUCACUUUGGUAACUCUUGUGUUGGCUGAUGAAUCCGAAGUUGAAAAAGCAUGUGAAAUAUUAACGACUUUCUACAAAUCUCAAAGAGGUAUUCAGUUGUUUGCAUCUGGUCCUCUCCAACUAACUAUUAAAGACCUUGAAUAUAUGAAUGACGACCCUACUUCUGUACAUGUACUUUAUGCAAAGCUGAUGGAAUCAUCAGAUUCACAAAGACUACAAACAAUUGCUAAUGAACUAUUGGAUCUACUUACUGAACAAAAUCUAACCAGCACUGGGUCAUAUCGUCCGGAUAAUAAUGUAAAAUUACAUAUGACUUUACUUAAUUCUAAGUAUCGUCAGGAAAAAAGCAAUCGUGACGCUUCAUUUCAAGGUUUCUCACCUAAUACUCGUACAUCGUUCAGCAUAACCGGGAUUUUAAAAAUUGCAGGAAAUUUUUACUUUACUGAAAAUCAGUCUUUUCAUCAAAUUUGUUUGUGUGAUCGUUUGUCAUUUGAUUCUUCAACCCAGUUUUAUAAAUGCUGUUGUAAGCUAGAGUUCACUACUGAUGGUAUCCAUUGUUCUCACAUGAAUAAAAUGUGA